AUGGUGAUAUCCCGCUCUCAUGAGGACGCGCGUCGGUUGCGUGGAAGGCUGAGGAUGGGCGACAACAGCAUCUCUCUACAGGACAAUGUGAACAUCCUUGGUGUGGAGGUGGACUCAAGGCUGCUCUUCGACCGUCACCUCGUAGAUGUAGCUCAAAAAGCGUCGCAGAAUGUGACAUUGUUGCGCCGUCUGAGACACCUCCUUGACGCCGAUGGGCUCCUGACCCUGUACAAGGCUCAGGUCAGGCCCAUCAUGGAGUACGCGCCGCUCACGUGGAUGUCCAGCGCUCGAAGCCACCUCACCCUGCUAGAUAAAGUGCAGAGGAGGGCAGAGCGCCUUAUCAGUAACGCCAGACAGCAGCACCUUCCACGACAACCGUGGCGGCAGCGACAACAACAACAGCAGCAGCAACAGCAGAGACAGGAGGACAGGCAGGUGCUGAGGGACACACUGGAUCACCGCCGGAAAGUGGCGGCGCUGACAGUGCUGCAUAAAGCGCAGAUCCAGAAUGUUCCUCACCUAGCGGACCUGAGAGCUACCUGGAGGAGAUCUGAGCGAAAUACGAGAACGGUAUUGAGCAACGACCUCCUCCUUGAGGCACCAAGGUCUCGCUCCAGCACCCACAAACGGGCCUUCUCUUCCGCCACUGUAGUGUGGUGGAAUGCUUUCACUGCUGUGGUGGACGUGCGACGUCUGUCCACACAGCAGAUGAAGGAGACCACACACAGAUGGUUACACACCCAGCCUCAUUAUAAUGUACAGUACAUGCUUUAA
This is a messenger RNA of Portunus trituberculatus (swimming crab), 774 nucleotides long. RefSeq lists its product as uncharacterized. The record is from RefSeq and is a predicted model, not a curated record. The coding region runs from base 1 to 774 and encodes 257 amino acids. The transcript has a single exon. Lineage: Eukaryota; Metazoa; Arthropoda; Malacostraca; Decapoda; Portunidae.